Molecule: messenger RNA, 3429 nt
Organism: Meyerozyma guilliermondii ATCC 6260
Lineage: Eukaryota; Fungi; Ascomycota; Pichiomycetes; Serinales; Debaryomycetaceae
Gene: ZCF13
Product: Zcf13p
Exons: 1
Coding region: 1-3429 (1142 amino acids)
Biological process (GO): regulation of transcription by RNA polymerase II; DNA-templated transcription
Cellular component (GO): nucleus
Molecular function (GO): DNA-binding transcription activator activity, RNA polymerase II-specific; zinc ion binding; RNA polymerase II cis-regulatory region sequence-specific DNA binding
Source: RefSeq, a predicted model, not a curated record
AUGGACAUGGAGGCGCUGUAUAAAAAACGAAACAGGGUUCCAGCGCUGUGUCUGGUAUGUCGCCGACGGAAAAACAAGUGCGAUCGUAUUCGUCCAGUGUGUGGAACCUGUAAAAAGAAGUCGAUCUCGCAUCUUUGUUUCUACGAGUCCGAUAAAUCUAAGCCGACCGAACCAUACUAUGAGGACGAAGUGACGUCAACCCCGAACCAAAGCGGGUAUUCGCCGCAAGCCAGUCCGUACCAGAGCCACCAAAACCAAAUCAAUCAAAAUCAAAACCCGAACCAGAUCAAUCAAAACCAGAUCAAUCAACACCCAAACCACCACCACCACCAUUCUCAAAUUCAAAUCAGUCCAAACCAUCAGCCCCAAAACCUCCCACCCAAUGCUCAGCCCAUCCCAAACCAACCCCAGAACCUUCACCAACCUCCCCUCCAAUCUCCGCUCCACCAGUCCAGUCUUCUCCAGUACAACCAGUCUCCCAUUCACCACUAUAACCCCCACAAACCGCUGAAACUAUCCCUCCCCAGCCCUGGCCUGUUUCCUCGCCAACACCUCCCUCCUCCAACGAGAUACGGAAUGCAUCAGUCGUACGACUCACACUCAAAACCCUCAACGGGCUCCAAUCCAGGUUCAGUUUCCGGUUCAAUGUCCGGUUCCAUGUCCGGGUCGAUGUCGGGUUCUAUAUCUGGCCCCAUUACCAGUUCAAUUCCCGGUUCCGUUUCUGGGGCUCCUUUGCUGUCACACAGUUCUCCUGCCCAGAAUCUUCCAGCAGUCACAGCAGAAAACGAUGCUAAAAUUCUUCCUCCACUUGGCUACGGCAGUCCUGGUUCCGGACCGCAAAUGGCUUCGUCUAACAGAAACGAAUCGCAAUCUUCAAAACUGGGUGCAUCUCCUUAUGACCCUCAUGUUGGCCUCACGACAAACGUAGCCGUUGGAACCACCCCGGGUACUUCUCCCGAGUCUUCCCGGAGCUCCAAUCAUGGCUCAAAUCGAGGCUCCCAUGUCAGUGGCUCACAUAAAAGUGUCCAGCUUGCACCUCUCCAGGAUACUCGUUUAGUUGCCGUACCCAUAGGCUCCAAUUCGGUGCUUCGGAUCAACCCAGACGACGCCAUGGAUGUGUUUUCCAACGCUUCUUAUUCUCUCAUGGUGGAAGGCUCCAUUUGGUCGCAGCAAGGCCCGCUUUCGUAUAUUGGUCUCGUGAAAAGUGAUCCGUUCAUGAAGCUCAUUCGACACUACACAAUCACAAUUUUCAUGUCUGGAGAAAUGUCUCAGUUCAUUCACAAAGACCGCAUAAAGCGUCGAGAAACCGCCAACAAGAGACGAAAACGGUCGUCGGUUUCAGACUUGAAGACAGAGGCUAACGCUUCCAAAGAUACAAGCACAGACGCUUCUCCUUCUAGUCAGGCCGGAGACGAUGAUGUGAGAGUAAGCGACAGCUUAAUAGUAACCAAAAUUGGUGCUCUGGCCGAAGAAAAUGAAGAGUCUGGCUCUUCUACACCGCCUUUAAUUCCGGGUCUUCAUCGCUUAACCGGACUGAAACGUGAGUACUACAACAUUGUGGAACAGGCAGCCAUAGAUAUUCUUCCUGCGAAACACAUCGCAGCGAUGCUUUUCUUCCAAUUUGUCAAAUACGUGCAACCGUUCAUUCCAAUCAUAUCUGAGUCCACCAUUUUGAUCGAUGUUCGACCAGUGAUGCCUGGAUUUCCAGAAUUUAAAGAUGAAAAGUUUCUGUCGCUUUCCAUCAAAAGUGACCAUUCUCUUCACGUAUUGGGGAUCUUUCUUCUCGUGUUGCGGUUGGGCUACAUGAGUUUGGUUCACACCAACGAGGUCCAAUACUCCAAAGAUGAACUCACAAUGAUUUCGUAUAUGAGAUCAAUUCUGAAUCGCCGGUAUAUGGCGGUGGUGGGCAUCUGUCUUCCCGAUGGCCUUACUACCAUGUCGCUGUCCAAAUGCUCAAUCAAAGAGUUACAGUGUCUUACUCUACUUCAUUUUUACAGGCAGGUAGCACCAGACGAUGGUCAUGGCCUAGGCGGCGCCGACUCGCUGGUCUUGUUGGGUACAAUCAUCCGCCAGGCUAUUUCCAUUGGCCUCAAUCGUGAUCCUUCCAAGUACGAAGCGCAUGAAAAUAUUCGCAAACAGACGAAUUUGGUGAGCGACUGGCGCCAUCUUUGGAGUUAUUUAUGUGACGUUGACGCAGUGCUGGCUAUUCACUGCGGGUCUAUCCCCAAUCUUCCGUCGCUAGAAUUGAGUGAUGUUAGACCACCAGAGUACGAAAACAAACUGGGUCAAACUGACCUGGUGAUGGCCAAUAUUAAGGCUAUAAAUGCAGUGUACCGUCGUAUUUGCAAUAUGAUUACCGAUGUGCAAAAAUUGCCCAAGAUUGUCGAUAUCUUAUUGAAAGCCAACGAAUUGGAGAAGAUUUUCCUUGAAUUUUUCGGCAAGGAUUUCUUCAAUGAAUACAUUUGCAAUCCGCAUGCAAACCCCAAGUCGUCUCUGGCAAAGGGAAUUGGGUCAACAGAAUACGAGCUUCUGUACUUGAAAGUCAUCAAGUUCAACACAUUUAUUCAGCUCCGCAAUAACUUGUCAUGUUUGUACUACAAAGUUGCCAUUCAUUAUGAGCAACAGUAUGAUAAAAUGGGCACACCUUCGAUGAUGGCAGCGAUAGAGCUAUUCAAGAUCUUUGUCAAAAGUGUGGUUCAGCUCGUAUAUAUCAUGUCCUACACUUUAGACCAUCUGGUUGAGCUUUUUGGGAGAUGCUACGACUUUAUUCUCACCGCCAACAACGAACGGUGUAUGAUCAAAACCCACAACUUUAUCUCGUCAUUUUUCAUCCGGCUUAUUCACCACAAAAAAGUUCUUGACGAUCGGGUGAAAGCUGCAAAAGAAUCAGGAGUUCCCGACGAGGCGACAAUUCAACGUGCACAAGUCAUCGAUAAUCUCUUCCAGAUGAUAAUUGUGGAGGCUGAACUUUUCGUUGGAAAUUUCCGCAAACUCAGUCGUACCUAUAUCAACUCGUAUAGGUUAUAUGUGAUGACAUAUUUGGUGUUGAAGCAGUGCAUGGAGGAUGUCGAAGUUUUUUUCGAGAGAACAGCCGACUCUCUUUACCAUAGUGGCACCAAUAUGCUUGAAUUUUUCACCCACGAGGAAUUGGAACACUUGCAAAAACUUUGUGAAGAAUUCAGAUUUGCAAAGCACAAAAAUGAAGAACGGCACAGAAAGCGAGAUCUUGACGAGUCGAGCCAUACUCAUUUUAAUGUGGAAACAAUGCCUAUGGGCGAAGAUGCUGCCAACAUCUUGUCGAGUCCUGAUGAUCCAUUUAUGAAUAUGAAUAUGCAAGAUAUGGGUACCGAUAUGAUGACCAACGACGACAUUGUACGAUUAUUUGAUAUGUAUGGAGAUGUGGACCGGCCGGCGUGGAGUGAUCUUUAG